Molecule: messenger RNA, 645 nt
Organism: Dictyostelium discoideum AX4
Lineage: Eukaryota; Evosea; Eumycetozoa; Dictyosteliales; Dictyosteliaceae
Exons: 4
Coding region: 1-645 (214 amino acids)
Source: RefSeq, a predicted model, not a curated record
AUGGUCAAUUUGAUUUUAUUGAUAUAUCUUAUAAAUGUGGAAUUGAUAAAAAAACUAAAUACAUUCGAAAUAUAUAUUAAUAAACACAUAGAUUGUGUCGUUAUCCACAAAGGUUGCAAAUUGGAGUAUUUCUAUGAAUUUUAUGAAAACUUUAGAGGUUUUUUCAAGGUUUUUUAUUAUAAUAGAAACAUAAUUAUUACCUCUAUUCCGGGUAUCGCUCGUUUUACAGCUGGAUUAUGGUUUAACACUGCCACUUUAGGUGCAAGAGAUCCGAUCAAUGGUUCAUGGAAUGGGUUUGCCUUUAAUAGGUCAGUUAGCAUUCAAUAUCCAACUGCUGCAAUUUCAUUUGGUACGAGAGCGUCCACCAUCAGAAAUGAAAAUAAAGUUUUAAAUCUUACAGGAAACCAAUCACAACUCAGUGGUUCCACUUCAACAAACAACAAACAACAAGCCAAUUUAAUUCCAAAUAAUCCACCAUUCUUUAUUACUAUUCCAUCAGCUAUCCUCUUAAGUGGAGUUGAACCUAUUAAAAUUGAUCCCCAACCCCAAAAUUUCGUAUUUGAUCUUUUUCUUUUGAAAAAUAGAAUAGAUAUACUUCCAAAUUUCUUUCAAAGUGGCCAUAAUAUUUACAUUGAACCCAAUUAA